AUCGAGAAAUCUUUUUCCAAGAAAACUGAACAGCGUAACCGUUUUUUUCUAGCUGUUGAUCAGUUUGGUUUUGAGAUUAUGCCUUGUACUGCUUGCACUUCCUGGGGCCUGGUAUGCAAGAUGAUGGAUGAUGCAAAGCGUUGUUCUCAGUGUAUCCGUUGUGCUUGUUCUUGUGAUGGCUGUGGGGUUUCUGUUUCUGCUCUUUCGCGCAUUAUAGCAGAAGAUAAGAGGCUGGAAUCGAAGGAGCGGGAGGCGGAGGCAGAGUUAGAA
Cryphonectria parasitica EP155 is the source of this 270-nucleotide messenger RNA. RefSeq lists its product as uncharacterized. The annotation marks the transcript as partial. The record is from RefSeq and is a predicted model, not a curated record. NCBI's taxonomy places the organism in Eukaryota, Fungi, Ascomycota, Sordariomycetes, Diaporthales, Cryphonectriaceae. The transcript is spliced from 2 exons.